Acanthisitta chloris (rifleman) is the source of this 1270-nucleotide messenger RNA. Its product is annotated as potassium/sodium hyperpolarization-activated cyclic nucleotide-gated channel 3. Gene Ontology annotation, cellular component: membrane. Gene Ontology annotation, biological process: transmembrane transport; potassium ion transport. The transcript is spliced from 6 exons. The annotation marks the transcript as partial. Lineage: Eukaryota; Metazoa; Chordata; Aves; Passeriformes; Acanthisittidae. Gene Ontology annotation, molecular function: voltage-gated potassium channel activity. The record is from RefSeq and is a predicted model, not a curated record.
GUUUUACUGGGACCUCAUCAUGCUGCUCCUGAUGGUGGGGAAUUUGAUCAUCCUGCCUGUGGGCAUCACCUUCUUCAAGGAUGAGAACACCCCUCCCUGGAUUGUUUUCAACGUGCUCUCGGACACUUUCUUCUUGGCUGACCUGGUGCUGAACUUCCGGACAGGCAUCGUGGUGGAGGACAACACGGAGAUCAUCCUUGACCCUCACACCAUCAAAAUGAAGUACUUGAAGACCUGGUUCCUGGUUGACUUCAUUUCCUCUAUCCCAGUUGACUACAUCUUCCUCAUCGUUGACCUGGAGACGCAGGUGGACUCCGAUGUCUACAAGACAGCUCGGGCCCUGCGCAUCGUGCGCUUCACCAAGAUCCUCAGCCUGCUGCGCCUGCUGCGCCUCUCGCGCCUCAUCCGCUACAUCCACCAGUGGGAGGAGAUCUUCCACAUGACGUACGACCUGGCCAGUGCCGUGGUGAGGAUCUUCAACCUCAUUGGCAUGAUGCUGCUGCUGUGUCACUGGGAUGGCUGCCUCCAGUUCCUGGUGCCCAUGCUGCAGGACUUCCCCAGGGACAGCUGGGUCUCCAGGAGCCACAUGGUGAACGACUCGUGGGGGAAGCAAUACUCACACGCCCUGUUCAAGGCCAUGAGCCACAUGCUGUGCAUUGGCUACGGGCAGCAGACGCCCCAGGGCAUGACUGACGUGUGGCUCACGAUGCUCAGCAUGAUCGUGGGAGCCACCUGCUAUGCCAUGUUCAUCGGCCACGCCACUGCCCUCAUCCAGUCCCUGGACUCCUCCCGGCGCCAGUACCAGGAGAAGUACAAGCAGGUGGAGCAGUACAUGUCAUUCCACAAGCUGCCUGGGGACACACGCCAGAGGAUCCAUGAGUACUACGAGCACCGCUACCAGGGCAAGAUGUUUGAUGAGGAGAACAUCCUGGGGGAGCUCAGUGAGCCUCUCAAAGAGGAGAUCAUCAACUUCAACUGCCGCAGCCUGGUGGCCAACAUGCCCCUGUUUGCCAAUGCUGACCCCAACUUUGUGACUGCCAUGCUGACCAAGCUACGCUUUGAGGUCUUCCAGCCUGGGGACUUCAUCAUCCGCGAGGGCACCGUGGGCAAAAAGAUGUACUUCAUCCAGCACGGGGUCGUCAGCAUCCUCACCAAGGGCAACAAGGAGACAAAGCUGUCUGAUGGCUCCUACUUUGGGGAGAUCUGCCUGCUGACGCGGGGCAGGCGCACGGCAAGUGUGAGAGCUGACACCUACUGCCGCCUCUACUCC